AUGGAAGGCCGCUUAUAUUCUAUAAAUCAUUUUAAACUCAAUUCCACUCCCGAUGACUUCCCCAAGUAUGAAGGAUACAACUUUGUUGAUGAUCAAUAUGUCAUAAUUGUCAACCAAGCUACACGAUUCACUCUAGUUGAGCCGGUCAUUGAAAAUCAUUUUCCGACUUAUCCAUUGGUUAAGUCUAUUGAAUAUCUGGUGAGAAAUCCACGUCAACGAAAUCUGAUCGAUGUUGUUGGCAAAUUGAUUUUGAAUGAUGGUCCUGAAGCCUUACCUUUUAAACUCGCACGAUCAAUUCAAGAGAAAUGGAUCAUAUAUGUAUCUCGUGUUAAAUAUCGAAGCCGAGGGGGGAUGAACUUUUUGGAUUCUACAUCCAUUUCGAGGGUUGCAUUUGAGCCGUGUGAAAUAGGGACCCAAGAUAGUGAAAAUGAAAAUGAAGAUUUGACGCAAAUUUCUUUAGAUAUCGAAAAAGAAGUUGGAGGUUCUAGCGAGGUCCAUGUCAAUCACGUAAUUCCAGAUGACAUUCUUCUUGAGGAUCCAUACCAUUCUAUUUUCGAUGGUAUCCCUGAAGUACACUCUAUUUUGGAGGGAAGUAAUAUAUGUGUUCAUUGUGGAGCCAAACGGUUCAAAAAUGAAUUCGCUACUUUUUGUUGCAUGAGUGGGAAAACAAAGUUGGCAUCUUCCAAAAUUCCUGAUGAGUUAUAUCGUCUUUUUACAUCAGAAGAGGAGUUAAGCAAAAUAUUUAGAGAUACUAUACGUGCUUACAAUACAAACUUUUAUUUCACAUCCAUGGGAGUAGAGUUGGAUGAUGAUUUGAGCAAUAUGAAAUCCGGAGUAUAUACAUUUCGUGCGAACGGAGCAAUAUAUCACAGAAUUGAUCAGUUAGUACCGAGGGAUGGCUUACCUAGGUACUUACAAUUAUAUUUCUAUGAUUCCGAAACCGACUUUACACAUAGACUUCAAUGGCCAAAUAUUGAUCGAAAGAUCAUUCAAGUGUUGGUGGGCGUUCUUUCAAUAAACCCGUAUGCUACAACGUUUCGAAGCCUUCGUGAGCUAGGACCUCUCGAUAACUACAAAGUCACUUUGAACGCAUCAGUGGAAACUUGA
Molecule: messenger RNA, 1107 nt
Organism: Lactuca saligna
Lineage: Eukaryota; Viridiplantae; Streptophyta; Magnoliopsida; Asterales; Asteraceae
Source: the annotation of a GenBank genome assembly